UUUUGCUUUUGGAGAAUCUGGAAGGUAGUUUUACUGAUGAAUAUAAUAAUUUGGUGGCAUAUGUUAAUGAAUUGAAGUUUAGUAAUCCUGGAAGUGAUGUGGUAGUUAACUUAUCAAAGGAUGCUCUUGUUGAAGGCAAGAGAAGGUUCCUAAGGAUGUACAUAUGCUUUCAUACAAUGAAGAUGGGGUUUAAGAGUGGGUUGAGGCCCUUUAUAGGGUUGGAUUAAACUUUUUUGAAAGGGAAAGUUAAGGGUCAGCUUUUGGUGGUAGUUGGUCACGACUCUGCAAACCACUUUUAUCCAUUAGCUUGGGCUAUUGUGGAUAAAGAAACAAAAGUCACAAGAAAGUGAUUUUUAAAUCAUCUACAAAUGUCACUGGACCUUAAAAUGGGUGAAGAAAUACUUUUAUUUCAGAUAUGCAGAAGGGGAUGAUUGAUUCAAUCUCAGGAGUUCUUCCUGAGGCACACCACAGAUUUUGUGUUAGACACAUAGAAGCAAACUAGUGCAAGAGAUGGGGAUUUGGGGAAUACAAGAAAUAUCUGUGGUGGACAGCUUGGAGUACCUAUGAAGAGGACUUCCAAGAUCAGUUGAAGAGUAUAAGCCAAGUGGAUCAUGAUGGUAAAGCUAUUGUUGAAGAUCUAUUAAAGUAUCCACCUACUUGCUGGAAUAAGGCCUUCUUUGAUACUACCUGCAAGAACCAGUCAAUGGAUAAUAACCUGACUGGGUCCUACAAUGCAUGGAUAUUGCAAUCUAGACACAAAUCAAUUAUAAAGAUGUUAGAAGAGAUCAAAAUCAAGGUUAUGAAUAUGUUGAAUGAUAAUAAAGUUGAAGUGAUGGGGUGGGGAAGUGAAUACAGUCCAAAGACUCUAAAUUUGUAUAACCAAUUUAUGAGGAUUGCACAAAAGUGUCAUGUGAAUGGCAGUGCUGACCAAGGUUAUGAGGUGACAGAAGGUAGUGAUAGGCAUAUUGUCAAUCUGGGGGGGAUGCACUUGUAGGACAUGGGACCUUUGUGGAAUCCCAUUUCCACAUGCAAUCUGUGCCCUACUAUACAAGAAGGUUGAUCCUUUAAGUGAGAUUCACGGGUACCUUUCCAAAGAGGCAUAUCUCCAGACUUAUUCUCAUAAGUUACAACCUGUGAGAGGAAAAAGUUCUGGAAGAUAGAGCCCUCCCAGAAUAUGGAAUCACCUGAAUUUAUAAGGCAGGCUAGCAAACCAAAGUAAAAGAACAAGAGAGGCAAAUGAGUCAACCAAUAGGCAAGAGCAAUGGUCUCAAUCCAGAAAAGGGAGAGUAAUGACAUGUAAUAAUUGUGGAGAACUUGGACAUAAUGUUAAGAGAUGUGCCAAGCACUCUAAAGGAAAACAACCAAUGGGUGGCAAUUCAAGGGGAAAGCAGAAAAAAACAAAGAACUUUGGUUGAUGAACCUGAAGAUGACUUCCAUUUAUCAGCACCCCAAACAAUUCAAAACAGUCAGUCCAGCAAUUUUGUGUUUAUGCCAACCCCUACAGUUCAAAGGCAGCUUCCAACUAGCAAUGAUCCAAAUUUUGAGAUCCCUAACUUUGAACCUGAGCCUGACAUAGCUAUAAAACCAAAGAGCAUCUCAGAAGCAAGGACAAGACUCCAGUUGAGACAGCAAAGUGUACCAACUGCAACCAGGCAAAUUAGAUUUGUUGGUGAUUGUAAGUCAGUCUUCAAAGCUUACUUUUUCAGCAAAAAGCCUAACAUGGCUGGAAAUUUGUCAUCACUGGAAAUCAGUUGAACAAACAAAGGUUGAACAAGUUGAAAGCAAGAAAGGGUAGUGGUAAGGAGCAAAAGUGGUGGGACUUUGCUUCUAGUAUUGAACAUUUGUAAAUUUUUAGAUAUGUUGUAAUUACUGCCAUGCCAGUAAACUUUAUGUUUUGGUUAUGGUUCUUUAGUUGUGACAGUUGGAGGCCAUAAUAUAACUAGGUGUUGACA
Molecule: messenger RNA, 1952 nt
Organism: Nicotiana tabacum (common tobacco)
Lineage: Eukaryota; Viridiplantae; Streptophyta; Magnoliopsida; Solanales; Solanaceae
Source: RefSeq, a predicted model, not a curated record